UAUUAUUUUAUUCAGAAACCAAGUUAUAUUCCAAGUUAUAUAAACAAUUUUUGCAGUCUAGUAAUUGUCCAAAAUUGGUCUAAAAGAAGUGACUAUAGAUAUUACUCUUUUGCAUAAAAACUGUAAAAAAAAACAAAAUAUGCUGUAAUAUUAUAUAUUUUUAAUCAGUGUUAUCGUCACAUUUUAUAGUACAAAAAACAUAAACGUCCCUAAAACAAUAUACAUUUAUUUAAUUUUUAAUAUUAUUUUAAAUAUAGCAAAAGAUAUUAAUAAAUGUUUUAGAGAAUAUGUCAUUUUUGUUACCCAUAAAUGUAUUUUUAGAGAAAAAAAAGACAAGAAAAAUAACCAAUUGGGUAAAAAUAUAUUUAAAAACAAACAAACAAAAAAAACCUAAGUUAUAUUCUCUUAAAUAAACAAGUUUUAGUAUUUUACACAUUUUGCUUUGGAAGUAAAUGUAUUCUGCCUAGAUAUUUUUUACAGUAAAAUCACAAAAAUACUGAUUAGUAAUAUUUUUUGCAGUCUAGUAUUUGUUGACAUGAUUCACAUCAAAAUUGGUCUAAAAAAACGUGACAAAUAUUUACAACUGCAAUAUAAUAUAAAGAAAUAAUAUUUCAACACUACAGAUAUCACUCUUUGUUUAAAAACUGUUAAAAAAUACAGUAUGCUGUAAUUAUAUAUUUUAAAAUCAUGAUGGUGUCACAAAACAUAAACAUCCCUAAAAUAAUAUACUUUUUCAUUUAUUAUUAUUAUUUUAAAUAUAGCAAACGAAUAAGAAAUGCUUUAGAAAAUAUGUGAUUUCUUGUUAAUGAUACAUUUAGCAUUUUUUUUUGAGAAAAAGCAAGAAAAAGCUGAAAAAAAUAACCAAUUCUCUAAAUAUUCUUUUAUUCAAAAAACAAGCUAUAUUUUCUUAAAUAAACAAGUUUUUAAUAUUUUACACAUUUUGCUUUGGAAGUAAAUGUUUCCUGUCUACUGUAUAUAUUUUUACAGGAUAAUUUUGCAGUAUAGUAUUUGUUGACAUCAAAAUUGAUCUAAAACAAGUAACAAGUGUUUACAACUGCAAUGUAAUAUAAAGAAAUAAUAUUUAAAUGCUACAGAUAUCAGAAACUGUUAAAAAAAAUACAAUAUUCUGUAAUUAUAUAAUUUUUAGAGAAAGAAAAGGCAGGGUGAAAAUAUCUUAUAUUCUAAAUAUGUAAAUAUUCUUUCAUUCAGAAAAUGAGUUAUAUCUUUUAAAUAAACAAGUUUUAGUAUUUUACACAUUUUUCUUUGGAAGUAAAUUUAUCCUGUCUAAAUAUUUUUACAGUAAAAUGUCAAAAAUACUGAUUAGACAUAUUAUUUGUUGCAGUCUAGUAUUUGUUGGCAUAAUUCACAUCAAAAUUGUCUGUUUACAACUGCGAUAUUAUUUCUGAGUCACCCGAUCUUAAACUUUGCCACUGCGUCAGUGCAGAGGGCAGGUUUUGAGAGGACAAUCAUAAACCGUAUUAUGACCGUUUCUCUAAAGAUGAGAAACCCAUUACAUGAAACCUUGAGAAUAUGCCUGAUUGACAGAAAGCUUUUAAGAAAUUCCUUGUGCAACUGUGUGCGUGUGUCGGAACGGCUGAGGCUGCUCAGCUAUUGGCUGUUUCUGGUACAUUCAGAGUAAGUCACAGUCUCUGUGGUUACAGAGAAGCAGAGCUUCAGCCAAGACAGAAUCGCUGAGCACGUACCCUGUCCUCUCUCGGCUCGUAUCACAACAAGGGAGCUACGACUGAGCCUGAAGAGGUGGAUAGACUGGAAGAGAUUGCAGGUUGUUCUCAUCCUGAGAAUCCAGAGCAUACAGAGCUGAAGUCCCUGUCUGAGCCUGUAACCAUGGAGACAAGUGAAAACUCCGGCACAGCAAACAUAAUUGACUGUGAAAUGGAAGUCCUGGAGACUGAGUUACCUGAGAGCAAGGACACAGGAAGCAAAGAUGAACAAGUCUGUUAUGAUGCUGACGUUUUAGAGUCCAUUAGUACAAAAGUUGUGGCUGACAUUUUAGCAGGCUUACCUCCUACCGAGACCAAGGCUGAUGAUCUGGAAGAUGUUUGCACUGCCAAAGAGGCGCUUGUCUUGGAGGAUACUCAAGAAGAACUUUAUCGCAACGAGUCAAUUACCUCUUCAACGUCCGACACUCCGUCAAGUGCCGAGAGCAUGUAUGAGAAUGAUGUCACGCACAAGAGGCAAGAUUCGCUAAGACAGGAACCAGUGGAGAACGUAGCACCCCAACCAGAUAAUGUCGACGAUGGAGAUAUGUUAGUCCAAUUGGGUGUAGACUCACAGGAAGCCAUAUUAGAAAGUUUUGGAUGUGAAGAUCCAGAAGAAACCAUCCUUGAGCACUACAUCCGAGAGGAAGUUCUGUCAGACGUCUCCACGGAGUCUUGCCAUGACCCAGACGAACUAGAAGAGUGUCUUCGGGUCGAAAUAGCUGCGGCGUCAUCAGACAGCGAAACCGAUGAGAAGUGGAGGAACAUCUUCUCUUCCUCCAUAAAUAGGGAAGAUGAUGAUUCCUACAUUGACAGCCUUGAGCUGAGCGCACAAGAACUCUUUAUUCAAAAACCUUCCGUUGAGAAUACUGAGGACGUUUCAAAGGAAACUGAAGAGCUGGAGAUUCCGGUGGGAGAAGAAGUACUAGAACAACCAGAGAAUGAGCCAGUUCAGGAACCGCAGGAGAUAUCCUACAAUCCUUCCACACUGUUCCAUGGCUUGUCCAAGAUUUCCGAAGACGAUGAGGAGCUUGGACGAGGUUCAGCAACUCACAAGAGCAAUUCAUUUGACUCUGUCAAAUCCGAUUCCAGCAAAAAGGUGCCGAAAGAUUAUUGUGUGAUUCAGGAAAUGAAAAGCGAGAACGUUAGCACAGAACAUGUGGAUUUUAAAGUUGCCCGCCAACAGUGGCUAGAGAUCGAAGAGCAAACGAAAAACUUGACGCACCAUCCGAGCACACCAACGACUCGAUCUGGCACCUGCCAAGGUAGUCACAGUUUCAUGUAUACACCUGUCCGCAAUAUCGAAAGGCCAAAGAGGGACCUUGAGAGCUUGUCACUUCUAGAGGAUUACGCACAUACCCAGUUCAGCCCUUGCUCUGAGGAUUCAGGUCUGGACGACUCAAGUUACAGAUCACCGUUUGACGACCCAGAGACCCCAAUUGAAAAGGAGAUUCGCCUAACCAUGGAGCGUGAGGAAAACCUGAGGCGUGAGAGGGGAAUGUCAAAAUCGUACUCCAGUGACUGUGUACAGAUAAGAGCGAAAUCUGCCAACUUGAACCCUGGAAAACUAUGUCAAGAAGUCGAUGAGAAAAGGAAGAUGUUUGAAGACCGGGAUGAUGAUGGAAGCAUAUCCAAAUCUCUCAACAACAACACGCCUUCUUUCAUCAUUACCUCCUCACCAACCAAGAGCACACAGAACCAAGACUUGGCCGCCAACAAUGUUAUCAUCCUCGAGCCAGAGCCUUUCCCUCCAAGUCCAAGGCAUGGAAAAAUGGUGUCCUCCAAAUCUGCAGACUGGAGACCUGAAGAUACCCCUAAUGUCAUCAUUCUGGAGACGUCGAACCUUAUUAUUCGAAGUGCAUCUGAGUUCAACUUGAAUUCCGCCUCUGAGGAAACCCAAGAGAAGAUGUUCCUCAACAACCCGUUUUUCAAGCUGCGGUCCAGGAGUACAAUAUCUCUAGUUGACGAGGAGAUUAAGAUGGUGAAGCAGCGAGAAGAGGAACUGAAACGUCAAAGGGCCAGUAUUUACUCGAAGGAUCACUUCCUGAUGUCUCCAAACCGUUUGGACAGCUCAUCGUUUACAGAUGAUGUGCCAAUUAAAUGUAAAUCAUCCCCUUCAUCUCCAAUGAAAACAUGCAGAAUGGAUCGUUCAGCUUUGUCAUGUGAUCAUCGAUUUCCUGAACCCUAUACUGGAGGCCGACGUAAAAGUGCCAUGGCUCUGCGCUGGGAGGCAGGGGAGUUUGCGAACAAUGAGUAAAAAUGGACACUGAUCGUCAAAUUGCAGCUGUUUUACGUAAGAGAAUUUUCAAUGCUCAAACUCGUCUGUUUAUUGUGACAGCAUAUACACUUGCUACUGCUGCUUGUGUGACUUUGUUAUUGAUCCAGAAAAAUCUGCAUACGCCGAGAUGCCUAAAUGUUAUUUGAAUGUAUUGUUUCACGCAUAUUUGUGAUUCCUCUUUGACGAGGUAUCUGGAGAGACUUAUAUACCAUAUUUUUAGUGUUUUGUCUACGAAGUUGAGGAGAAUAUGUAUUGUAUAUUCAUAUUGUAUUUUCUUGGCAAUGUUUGUAUAUCCCUAAAUUAUAUGAAAGCAGUAUUGCAAGGUUUUAGGAUAAAAUUGAAGUGAAAAUGGAUGUAUUUUGUUAAACAUCACUGAAAAUUUAAUUUGGUAUCUUUUGUCACAUGAAGAUUCUUUUUUAAAAAGAAUUAAUCAGAAUUUGAUUAUUAUGAUUGCUCUAAUAAUAUAGGCCAAUUUUUGAACGUAAUAUUCUGCAUCCAGAUUACAUUUCAGUACUUCAGUUAUACUCAGUAUGAAACCUUAAAGCUAUUUAUUAAUUAUAUUAAUCUUAGAAAAUAACCUAUUAUUUAAAAAUGACCUGUUGCUUUGUUGUCUACAGAUAAUGUGCAUAUUUAUGUCAAACCGCCAUGCUUAUACAACAGUAUUGCUUGCUAACCUUUGAAUUCAUGUCAGUCUCAAGAAAGUACUUGCUUUGCAUACCGUUUGAACAAUUGUGUUCAAAAUACAAAUUCAAAAAUAAAUGGCAAUUAAAGGCAAUUGUCUAUUUAUACUAAAA
Molecule: messenger RNA, 4790 nt
Organism: Labeo rohita (rohu)
Lineage: Eukaryota; Metazoa; Chordata; Actinopteri; Cypriniformes; Cyprinidae
Gene: palmdb
Product: palmdelphin b
Exons: 4
Coding region: 1846-3975 (709 amino acids)
Biological process (GO): regulation of cell shape
Cellular component (GO): cytoplasm; membrane
Source: RefSeq, a predicted model, not a curated record